AUGACGACGACCGCACAACUAGAUUGUUUUCGUUCUACUCUCCACUCUAUCUACACAUCUAUCUCGGACUUUCGUUUUACCCCCUCCCAACCACACAUACUAGACUCCUCAACCGAUGCGCUCCUCGAUGCAGAGCAAUCCGGUGAGCUGCUACCUGGUCUCAAGCAACUCAGGGACUCGGUUAAAAUCGACCUUGAUGCGCUCGAGCGGUUUCUGGAACAUCCCUCACGCGAAAGCUUGCCUCCACUCUCCACAAAUGCACCAUACUUGAUCGCUGUGUGGAAUGAAAUCACACGCGCUCCGCCACCUCUGGUGUCUGUCAUGAAGGCUUUUGCCGGCCUGCCCUCAGCGCUUGACAAGAAAUCGAAGACUACACCCAACCUGGUGAAGGUCGAUGUGGUGGCCGACGGAGGUUGUCGCUGGAUUCGUGUGAAUACAAUUAAAAAUUCUCGUAUACUCUUCGAGUUUUGUGAAAUGGACUCGUACCUCACGGAUUCCGACUCUGAAGACGAUCAAACCCCUUCCCUUGCGCAAACAGAAUUCGAUAACUCCAUUAUCCGAAUGGCCCGUAGCCUUUUGGCAGCAGCCAACACAAACCUGAUCGAUUCCGCUCCGCCUUCCAUCACUCUUUGUCUCACCCGGCUCGAGCCAGAAGGAAGCGACCCCCGGAUAGCACAGACUGUUUCGGUCAUACGCGACAUGGGAAUUGAGGUACUGCUAGGGGAACGAGAUGCCGGUAUUGUUCCUUCAAUUGCGCCAACUCCAACCAUCCACCUAAGCCCAACAAUAAAUGUCAAUCUAGAUCUUUCGGUGCUCAUUGCCUUUGUCUCUGAUCUUACGCAUUCGCCACUCCCAACGUCUGUCGAAGAAGCUCAAGCCCGUUUCCUUACCCCGCGUCCAUCGGAGAGGGAGAGUGAACCGACGGUGCAAUCGAGAGCGUUAACCAAUCAAAUCAUGCAGGAGAUGCUGCAGGAAAUGGGAAGAGGUGGCAUGUUUCAGGAGUUGCACCAUAGGCUGCAAGGGCCAUUUAAGUUGUGGACGACCUCAGAAGCACGUGACCGAUUUAUUCGUAUCGUUGCCAAGAUUGGCGGUCCAGGCGAAAAGAAGCGCGCCGCUGUCCUGUUUGCCGCGCCAGAACUUACUCGAGAAGAGGCAGAGGAGAGGUUUUGGGAAGGCUCGCGUUUUCAGUGCGGGUUUAUUCCUUGUUUGCCGAUAAACGUCUAUUCUGACGACACCAUCUCGUCGCCUCCGAGUCUCAAUCGUUCAUCGUUCUUUGUGGCAAUGGAGAAAACGUGUGUCGAAAUUCUCGCACUAGGCCUGGCGCAUCAGUCGUCUCCCCUAAAUGCAGUGAAGAAGAAAACGAAGGCCGAUGCGAAGUUCAGCAACAACGGAUUCCUGCGUAAUCCAUCCAGCGAACGGGCCAUUCCGACCAAGGCCAACGCGAAACUAACUGAACAUACUGUGCACAGUAUGUGGUGUGGAGCUCUCCGCGGAUGGACUACGCUUACGGCUAACCGAUCGAGUGUUAAAGCGCUUUUGCGGGAGUUGAGAGUAUUACGACCAGGCUAUGGUGGUGUGCCUGAGGGAGGACAGCAAGAUGCUGUCGUUUGGAUCGUCGAUCCACGAAGUCUGGCAGAGAGUACGAGAGCGCGCGUUAACUUACAGGCAGGGAACACGCAUCCGGCCUCGUGA
This is a messenger RNA of Mycena indigotica, 1692 nucleotides long. RefSeq lists its product as uncharacterized. NCBI's taxonomy places the organism in Eukaryota, Fungi, Basidiomycota, Agaricomycetes, Agaricales, Mycenaceae. The transcript has 3 exons. Bases 1 to 1692 code for a protein of 563 amino acids. The record is from RefSeq and is a predicted model, not a curated record.